AUGGCGGAAGAGGAAUGCGAAUUAAAUGAGAAGCAAAAGAGAGAGAUCGCUAAAUGGUUUCUUCUCAACUCACCCGGCGGUGAAAUCCAAUACAUCGCCAAAGAUUUGAGAUCGUUAUUGAAUGAUGAGAAAGUGUACAAUGAAGCAGCAUUGGAGGCAUUUCCUCUUUAUAAUAAAUCUCACUUGAUUUGCCUUGAAUUACCUAAUCGAAGCGGAGAAGUGUUGGUUACGUCUUAUAAUGAGCUUGAGAAGAAUGAGUAUCUUGAUCCUAGAACUGCACAGGUUGCGACAGUUGACCAUGUUAAGCAAGUUUGUACAGACGUGAGACCUGCAGCUGACGAGGAACUUUCAUCAUCAUAUAUUGAAGAAUUUCGUUGUGCCCUGGAUGCAGAAAUACUCAAAUAUGCAGCAGAAGCUUAUCCAAAAGGUAUCUGUUCUGUUUAUUGCGUUAAUGGGAAGGAUGUGGAGGGACCAGGAUCUAAUUUCGAGCUUUUAGUGGUCAUUUCUGCUGCUAAAAAUAGCCCACAGAAUUUCUGCAAUGGAAGUUGGCGAUCAGUGUGGAACGUAGAGUUUAAGGAAGAUGUACAAAUGCUAGAAGUAAGAGGCAAAUUACAGGUGGGUGCUCAUUAUUUUGAAGAGGGAAAUGUUCAGUUGGAUGCAGAACAUGAAUGCAAAGAUGCAACAAUCUUUCAGGCCCCUGACGAUUGUGCCAUUGCCAUAGCCAACAUUAUUCGGCACCAUGAGGCAGAGUACUUUGAAUCUCUUGAGGCAUCCUAUUCAAAUUUGCCAGAUACCACUUUCAAGGAUCUGCGAAGAAAACUACCAGUUACUCGCACUCUAUUUCCAUGGCAUAAUACUCUACAAUUCAGCCUGACAAGAGAUAUCCAGCGGGAACUUGGAAUUGAUAAGUGA
Messenger RNA from Dovyalis caffra, 912 nucleotides. The record is from the annotation of a GenBank genome assembly. NCBI's taxonomy places the organism in Eukaryota, Viridiplantae, Streptophyta, Magnoliopsida, Malpighiales, Salicaceae.